Messenger RNA from Drechmeria coniospora, 816 nucleotides. RefSeq names its product RGS-protein. Bases 1 to 816 code for a protein of 271 amino acids. Lineage: Eukaryota; Fungi; Ascomycota; Sordariomycetes; Hypocreales; Ophiocordycipitaceae. The transcript is spliced from 3 exons. The record is from RefSeq and is a predicted model, not a curated record. Gene Ontology annotation, biological process: tRNA methylation; RNA (guanine-N7)-methylation. Gene Ontology annotation, molecular function: tRNA (guanine(46)-N7)-methyltransferase activity. Gene Ontology annotation, cellular component: tRNA methyltransferase complex.
AUGACCGGAGCUGCGAACAAGCGGGCGAACCGAGAGAGGUUUCACGCCAGCAGGGGUCAGGAUGGCGUCGUCAAGUUGCCACAAAAGCGCUUCUACCGCCAACGAGCUCACGCAAAUCCUUUCUCCGAUCACAGCUUGACCUACCCAGAAUCACCGGCGGCGAUGGACUGGUCGAAAUACUACCCGUCGUUUGUCGACGACGACGCUCCGGAGCAACAAGGCCAGCCGAGACGGAUGAAGAAGGACGUGGAAGUCGUCGACAUUGGGUGCGGAUUCGGUGGACUCCUCGUCGCGCUGGCACCGAUGAUGCCGGAGACGUUGAUGCUCGGUCUCGAGAUCCGGACAAGCGUCACCGAGUUUGUCCAGGACCGGAUAUGGGCUCUCCGGGAGCAAAAUUCCGCGUCCAAGCUCUACCAAAAUGCCGCCUGCCUGCGGGCGAACUCUAUGAAGUUCCUGCCAAACUUCUUCAACAAGGGACAACUCAGCAAGAUCUUCAUCUGCUUCCCGGACCCACACUUCAAGGUCCGCAAGCACAAGGCACGAAUCGUAUCGACGACGCUCAACUCCGAGUACGCGUACGCGUUGCGUCCCGGCGGCAUCAUGUACACAAUCACCGAUGUCGAGGCGCUGCACGAGUGGAUGGUGCACCACUUCAAAACGCACCCCUCAUUCGAGCGGGUCGCCGCCGAGGAAGAGCAAGAAGACGAGUGCGUCAAGGUGAUGAUGAUGGAGACGGAGGAAGGCAAGAAGGUGGAGAGAAACAAGGGACAAAAGUUUGUCGCUCUGUUCCGUCGCUUGGAAGACCCGCCGUGGUGA